AUGUGUACCGAUCAAAGUUCUAAUAAGCUCUACUCCACCAUCCAGUUCCCUGGCUCCUUGAACCAGCCUACCAAUGAAACCAUCGAGUCCAUCGUUGUCUAUGUCCGAGCCGUUCAGAUCCACCUGUUUGAACCUAUCAAUAUCGCCUGCAAGGUCUUUACGCGACUCCAAAGCAUCCAGCUCGAACUCCGUAUACGAGAUCCCUCGACGUGGACGCUGUUUGCGCUCCUGGUCCGCCAGAACACACACACCCGGGAGCUCAGCAUGUCGCAUAUAGGUCCCUGGUCUUGCAGAAGUUUAUGGAGACUGAUGACGGAUAUGUCUCUGUUGAUCUCGAAGAGACCAUCGUUCUACUUCGAGACGUGUCUGUACACGGAUUUGGAGGUGAUAUCCAGCAUAGUUGAUAUCACCCUAAUCCAUCGAUGUAAGCACCUGUCCAAGACCUGGGAACUUUACUUUGACACCGGCACAAAGAACUUGGGCUUGAACGAUAUGGAUAAUACCCUCAAGGCACAUUAG
Molecule: messenger RNA, 519 nt
Organism: Gamsiella multidivaricata
Lineage: Eukaryota; Fungi; Mortierellomycota; Mortierellomycetes; Mortierellales; Mortierellaceae
Exons: 4
Coding region: 1-519 (172 amino acids)
Source: RefSeq, a predicted model, not a curated record